CCAAUUUUACCAUUUUAAAGAUAGCGAGCGGAAUAAAAUAUGCAAUUAGCGAAUUCAUUUAUGUAUACUAAAACGUUUAUACAUGCACGUUGCAUACAACAUUUUAAAACUAAAAAUUAUGUCAAUUUUCGGAGUUUGUAUUACCUUUUUUGGUAAUUAGGUAAAGCAAAAGAAAAAAGAAAAAAACCAACUGUCCUUCAUAUUUGUGCGAACGCAAUUAGAAAAGUACUUCAAACAGUUAAAAAAACAUUAUUUGAAUACUAAGGUUAUUAAAACUAGUAUACUUUCUUAAACUUUUUCACUAAAUUUGCAUAUUUAUAUUUAUGCUGAAUUAUUACAUUCCGGAAGCAGCCUAGGCGUCAAAGAUCGAUUUACAAUUUUAAUUCACACAGUAGAUAGGUAUAUAUAAAAUACCUGAAAAUACUUGUAAAUUAAAAAAAAAAAAAUGGCUAGCUCUUCGGAGAACGAGGAGGAAAUAAUUAAUUUGAAGGAUGCCUUCAAUCUGAGCAUUAUAAACAGGGAAAAUACCUUACUAAUUAAUAAUGGAAACGAUGACGAAUGUUUUCCGCAUGGGAUUCUGAUGGACCGGAAGAGCAUCGACCUGUUUAAUAUGGAUUUGACAAAGUACCAAAAAAGCGAAUACAGAAGAAUUUUUAAUUUGAACUCACGGCAACUUACUGACGAACCCAAAUUCACGUCUGAACCUUCGGCGAAUGAAAAAUCAUUGGAUUCUGAAGAUUUGGACAAAAAAAAAAAAAAGGAGGAUAGCACUUUAAAGCCCCGAAUUCAUACCUUUUUGAGUUUCUUUGUGCCCUUUAUAGGUUUGCUAAAAGGAGAAAAAAGAAUAAAAUAUAUCGAAAUGCAUAUGUAUAGAUGCCACUACUUGAUACGAAUAUGUGGUAGCACGUGCAAUGUGCCCAGAUGGGCAGGCUGCCUCUCCUAUUUGUUUAGUUUAAAAUAUGACGAAUCUUCGCCCAGACGUAAAUAUGCCAAUCGGGCGCUGUGUGUUGGCAGCGCCUUGAGCGUCAUUUACUCGUUUGCCAUCUGUUCCCUGUUGGGGCACUAUGUUUAUCAGUAUAACUCUGAAGACUUGUAUGGAUAUACAUAUUAGUUUGAUGUGUGUAUUUGUGAAUGCGCAUGCAAAAGUGUGUACGCACGGGGAUAAACAGACGUGUGCAUCAUUCUCGUGGAUCCCACAUUUGAAGUCCAAUAAUUCGUCGUGCAAGAACUCCCUUUUGCACUACUCAAGCGUUGCCAUUUUUUUAGUAGUUUUUUUCAUCAUGAGCAUAAGUGUAUAUCCGUUUGGGAUAGUUCCCUGCGAAGGUGCAGUUGUCAAUUUUAAUUUUGAAUAGGGUUUCAUUUCGUAAAUUCUGCUUACUCAACGUAAUGUGCCCAUGCUGCUUACUCUGCUGACUAUGCUCAUUUUGCUAUAUUUCGUUCAUUUUGCUAUGUUUGCAAUAUUGCUAUAUUUUGUUUAUUAUCCCGUCCCCUUUAUUCAUUUCAUUUUAAUUUAACUUAAUUAACCAUCAUUUAUUUCUUUUUAAUUAAUUUAUUUUACGUACAUUUU
This is a messenger RNA of Plasmodium coatneyi, 1567 nucleotides long. RefSeq lists its product as uncharacterized. The coding region runs from base 446 to 1111 and encodes 221 amino acids. NCBI's taxonomy places the organism in Eukaryota, Apicomplexa, Aconoidasida, Haemosporida, Plasmodiidae. The record is from RefSeq and is a predicted model, not a curated record. The transcript is spliced from 4 exons.